This is a messenger RNA of Oncorhynchus nerka (sockeye salmon), 1788 nucleotides long. Its product is annotated as myozenin-2-like. The transcript is spliced from 5 exons. Lineage: Eukaryota; Metazoa; Chordata; Actinopteri; Salmoniformes; Salmonidae. The record is from RefSeq and is a predicted model, not a curated record. Bases 161 to 952 code for a protein of 263 amino acids. Gene Ontology annotation, cellular component: actin cytoskeleton; Z disc. Gene Ontology annotation, molecular function: actin binding; telethonin binding; FATZ binding.
GUGGGUGGUCCGACCGUCAGAACCCAGUCUUCCACUAGCAAAGGAAGCUCUGCCUUGAAUAAAGAGACAUAAGCAAUUAUUAAGCAGUUUCUUACAGCCUCAUUCGGGAGUGAGUUUGCUGAUAUCUGGAGGUAGUUCUGGAAUUUCAAUAGCAGGGACGAUGCAGGAACCAGACUGUGACCUGGCCAAGCAGAGGAAACAGUUGGUCCAGGAACUGUGCAUGGAAAAACAAGGAGAGCACUUUGACCUGGGGAAGAAGAUCAGCGUUCCUCGGGAUGUGAUGAUGGAAGAGCUUAACCUGCGGUCUAACAUAGGUUCCAGAAUGUACCAGGAGAGACAGAAGAGGGUGGAGAGGUUCACCUUGGAGAACGUAGCACCAGACACUCACAGGGUGGUGCCCCACGACCCCCAGCAGCCAGGCCAUAGCAGUACACACAACCAGGGAGCCUUACAAGGGGGGAAGAAUAAUUACCACACAGAGGUCUAUAUUGGACAACCAGGAAGAAACAGCCUAGUGAGAUCCCUGAAGAACACAAUAGCCAGUAAGGGAAACCCCAGUGUCCUGGCCCCAGGUUACAAUGGGCCUCUGAAAGAAGUUCCUCAUGAGAGGUUCAACGUCACUGUGAUUCCCAAGGCCUACUGCUCCCCAUGGCAGAUUCAGCACCAUAACGGUAACAGUGACAAGCUGCUGUCUGCCAUCUCUGCCCAUCUCCCUGAGCUGCCACAGAAACUCACCCCAAACAACUACAGGUGCUUCAACAGGGCCCCGAUGCCAUUUGGGGGCACAGCAGGUAGUGCGAGGAUGUUCCCCCUGCCAGGGUUUGAGCUCCUGCAGGCCCAUACUGAACCGAGUCGGACCUGGGAGAGCAUAUGUGACCGGCCCAACUUCAACCGCACCCCAAGGGGCUGGGCUGCCCACUACACUGCUGAAAUGGAGACUUCAGACCUCUGAGCCAUGGCUGUGACGGAGAGCAUCAUGGGUAACUUGUGACUGACUGAUCUACAAAUAAUAUUUAGUUAUAUAUGAUGGAAGGGGAUUUGUUGAUCAGUCUUGACUCUCCUGUAAAUUCAGCUUCAAUGUUGAACGUGCUCCAUGACAGCUUUAGAUGACCUCGCUACACUCUUACAAACUGCAAGUCCAAACAGCGGAUACUAAUGUGCAAUUUUCUAGCAUGUAAUCACUUUAGAAAAAUAAUGUUCUCUCCUUGUCUUGUUCUGCCACAGCUAAUGAUAUCCACAAUGUCUUAGACCAGGUCAUACUUCAUCAAGGUCACAACUUAUCAAAUGAUACUAUUACAAAAACAACAAAAAACACUUUAAAAGAAAGGAUAUGUUUAAUGAAGCAAAAAUGUUAACCAUACACUUUUCACAGUUAUAAUAAAAGACAUUGACAAUGCUGUGGAGUCAUGGACACCUUCAUUCUUUAGAUAAUAGUGCCACCACAUGGAAGUAAAAUGGUCUUAACAAUUGGUUGUUCUGAAGACCGUUAAACAUCUGACAAUUCUGCAUAAAAUGCAUUAUAAGGAAAAAUAAUUGUAGAAAUGGAGACAUUCUCUUCUAUAAGAAAGGUUCAGUACAAUAUGCACAACUUGCAAACGUAACCCUUCCUCCCCCUUUCAAAUAUACAAGCCAGAGAUAGAACAUACAGGUAACUGCCAAAAUAAAGGAAACACUUUACAAAAUGAGGGAUACAAAGUGUAUUGAAAGCAGGUGUUUCCACACAGGUGUGGUUCCUGAGUUCAGUUGCCCAUUAUUUUGGCUACCAUGGUGAGAAGAGAUCAGUGACUU